Mus pahari (shrew mouse) is the source of this 5751-nucleotide messenger RNA. It is a transcript of the gene Rbfox1, whose product is annotated as RNA binding fox-1 homolog 1. NCBI's taxonomy places the organism in Eukaryota, Metazoa, Chordata, Mammalia, Rodentia, Muridae. Gene Ontology annotation, biological process: nervous system development; regulation of alternative mRNA splicing, via spliceosome. Gene Ontology annotation, cellular component: cytoplasm; nucleus. The transcript is spliced from 13 exons. Bases 563 to 1780 code for a protein of 405 amino acids. Gene Ontology annotation, molecular function: mRNA binding. The record is from RefSeq and is a predicted model, not a curated record.
CCCCUUCCUUUCUCUCCCUCCCCCUCCCUACUCCAUCUCUCCCCCUUUCCUCUCUAACAUCUCUCUCAGAGCAUCUUAACCCUCUGUCUUUCAUAGAAGGCGACUUUGACCAUUCUUGUCACCUUUAGGGGGUGGUGGGGUGGGGUGAGGGGCACCUUCCACUUUAAGAGCGCUCCAAUAACAGGCCCAAUAAGCCGAGGGAACCAACACACUACUUCCCUGCCUCUCCAAGAGUCUUUAGUUGAAGGCUGAUGAACGCUGGGUACUAGCAAACCCGAGGGCGAGGAGAGCCAGGGAGGAGGGACUCUCUUGGGGUGCGGUGGGGGGGGAGGGAGAAAGAGAGAGACGAAAGAGGAAGAGAGAGAGAGACAGAGAGAGCAAGAGGGACAUCCACUGCUGUGUGAGUUAGAUAAUCGGCAAAAAUUUAAAAGGCGGCGGGGGGGAAGCUAUAGCGACCAGGCAAGAGGGUUUUUAAAAAAAAAAAAAAAAAAAAAAAAGCAACGCGAUUGUAGAUUGUAUGUGAGCGUCUCCGCUCUCGCUCUGCGGUCACCAGAGAAUCGCGAUGCAGCAUCCUCUGACGGGGGCCACCUGCGUGGCACUCCCCAACGUGGGCAUGUGUCCCCAGCUCUCGUGUGCCUUGACUUUUAUGUACUUACAGCAGGGUAAUCAGGAAGCAGCAGCCGCCCCUGACACAAUGGCUCAGCCUUAUGCCUCAGCGCAGUUCGCACCACCCCAGAAUGGCAUCCCUGCAGAAUACACGGCCCCUCAUCCCCAUCCCGCGCCAGAGUACACCGGCCAGACCACUGUCCCUGACCACACAUUAAACCUGUAUCCUCCUACACAGACGCACUCGGAGCAGAGCGCUGACACCAGUGCGCAAACCGUCUCCGGCACCGCCACACAGACAGAUGAUGCAGCCCCGACCGACGGCCAGCCCCAGACACAACCUUCUGAAAACACAGAAAACAAGUCCCAGCCCAAGCGGCUGCAUGUGUCCAACAUCCCUUUCCGGUUCCGGGAUCCAGACCUCCGACAAAUGUUUGGUCAAUUUGGUAAAAUAUUAGAUGUUGAAAUUAUUUUUAAUGAGCGAGGCUCGAAGGGAUUUGGUUUCGUAACUUUCGAAAAUAGUGCGGAUGCGGACAGGGCGAGGGAGAAAUUGCACGGUACCGUGGUAGAGGGCCGUAAAAUCGAGGUUAAUAAUGCGACAGCACGCGUGAUGACAAAUAAGAAGACUGUCAACCCCUACACCAAUGGCUGGAAAUUAAAUCCAGUUGUGGGCGCGGUCUACAGCCCCGACUUCUAUGCAGGCACGGUGCUGUUGUGCCAGGCCAACCAGGAGGGAUCUUCCAUGUACAGUGGCCCCAGUUCACUUGUAUAUACUUCUGCAAUGCCUGGCUUCCCAUAUCCGGCCGCCACUGCUGCAGCUGCAUACCGAGGGGCUCACCUUCGAGGCCGUGGUCGCACCGUGUACAACACCUUCAGGGCUGCAGCGCCCCCACCCCCAAUCCCGGCCUAUGGCGGUGUUGUUUACCAGGAUGGAUUUUAUGGUGCAGACAUUUAUGGUGGUUAUGCUGCAUACCGCUAUGCCCAGCCCACCCCUGCCACUGCCGCUGCCUACAGUGACAGUUACGGACGAGUUUAUGCUGCCGACCCCUACCACCACACACUUGCUCCAGCCCCCACCUACGGCGUUGGUGCCAUGCCCCAAGGUUCCAGCCCCAGCACAGACUUCAGAGGAGCUAAGCUGCAGACUUCCAGGCCUCUGCCCUCAGGCAGCUGAGCAUCUGCCUGCCUCUCCUCCCCUUUUACAAUUCAUGGUUAAAGUCAUAGUCGCUCAGGAGAGAAAGUAGACAGAGGGGCACACUUUGUGUGUGUGCCUAGUACAUAAGAAAUUAAGGAAUCAGCUAGCUUUGGGGGUUGUCUUGUUUUGUUUAUUUAUUUAUUUAUUUUGAUUUUUUUUGUUUUGUUUUGUUUUCUUCUUGGAGGGUGGGGAAUCUCAGAUUUUUGUUUUGUUUUGUUUUGUUUUUGGGAAGGGAAAGGGGAGGGCAAAAGUGUGUGGGGGGGCAAGGGGAGGGUGGAUUUGCCUAUACUUGUUCAAACGUCUAUGCACUAACACUCUUGGGUCCAGUAAGACAUGCCCAUUGCGUGGGAGCACAUGCAAUCAAUACAGCGCCUUGGCAUACAGUCUUCUGCUUGAGUUGAGAAUCGUAGUCCUCUCCCUGAAACUCAGUCCCAUGGGCAUUCAUCGGAAUGGCCAAUAAUUGCAGCAAAGAGAAAUGCUUAAGUGUUGUAGGAAGUCACAGCUAGGCAAUUCCCUAGACCCUGGGUCAUAGAAACCCAAGCAGGCGUAGAAGAGCCUACUGUUCUACAUAAGCUUAAUCACACCCAGCAGAGCUCCUGUUCCCCCCCCCCCCCCCCGCAGCAUCAGAAUAAGGACGUUGCCUAACCAAACCUAGAAGCAGGCCUUUAUUCUUAUUUCACGGUGACAUCCAACAACCCUGCUCCAAGACCUAGGCUACUUGAGGAAAAGGGUGGAAAAGAAUCCUUAAUCCCUUCAUUCAAUACAUUGUCUAGAACCAUCUUUGAUUAUAUAGAGAGCUUCUCCCAGUGGAACAUCAUACAAACAAAGAAACAAACCAGUAAAACGAGCUGGUUCCUAUCUACUCACUUUCCCAUUUGAAAACUGGAAGCCUCGUAGCUGGUAGGUAAGACCAGCUGAUCCAAUUCAGUUUCCUGGCAUUAUUAUUAUUUUUUUUCAUAAGGAGUUGCAGGAGGAGGUCAGGAGUGACCACCAUUAACUUUCUGACAAUGUCUGGGAUGGGGAAGGGGGUGCCCUCUAAUUUGGUUGGUUUUGAGUAUCUAUUUUUUUUUUUUACAUUAGUCUUUUUGAUGAUCCACAUGUUACAAAAGGCAACAUGUAAAAAAACACACCCCUCAAAUUGCUUUGUUUCAGAAUGCUUUUGCGCCCUUGACCGAUGCCAAGACUAGGAGCCAUGCUGAUGAUGUGGGUCUCGUUCUUUCUUCAUUGCAGGCUAGUAUAUACCGAGGGGGAUACAACCGUUUUGCUCCAUAUUAAAUGAUAAAACCAUUAAACAAAUAAACAAACAAACAAACCCAACCUUCCAAUGUGGGGAGAGAGGAAGCUAUCCGAGGCCUGAGUGUUGCAUCACAUGCAGUAGGACAUCAUGUUAGCAACUCAAAGAAACAACUAAAAAUCAAAAAAAAAAAAAAAAGAGGAAAAAUUACAUUUUUUAUCUUAUACCUCAGAUAUUUUGUUCUGUGUAUUUUAAUAUUGUGGGUCUUUGGUUUCUGAAGGUUUUUGUAGUUCAGUUGGCUGUAGGAGUUUUUGUGGUUGAUCUAGAGAGAGGCUAGAUAUGAAUAAAAACCGAUUUAGGGCCAUAUCCAGAGUGCUAUAUUAUGUAAAUGAAUUCUAUAUGCCGAACACGAAGCUACUAGGGUUAAGCUGUUUGGGAAGACUGUAAAUGGCAAGUCAUUCUUUCUGCAUCUAUAUUAUUUUAUUCUGUGAAAGGGGAGGCCGGGAGGGUCUUAGGGGUUUGGGACUGGGGUUUGGCUGAAAGGAAAAAAAGAAAAUAUAUAUAUAUAUAUAAAUACAUAUAUAUAGUAACUGAUGAAUCUAAGUGACCCACUGCACCAACUAUCAUAAAUUUAUGGUUCUAAGUUACUCCUGGCAAAGUCAAGCCAAAGGCUAUGUUAAGAAUCCGUUUCUUAUAGCCCGGAGAUUGCAGUUGAAGGAAGGAAGCUGUGUCGGCCAGUCCACCCUCUUAUCAUUCCACCUGCAGUACUCAGCUUCUUACCUACCCACUAGUUAUUUAAGCAAAGGCUACUAGUUAGGCCAUCAAUAAGCAUUCUUUUUAUAUUUCUUCCAGUAUGAGAAAUUAUUGAUAUCACUGCUGACUUUUAUAUUACGGGAGGGAAAAAUUAACAUUAAUAAAAAGGUGAUUAAAAAAAGCACUGUUUCUAUUUUUUUCUUUUUUUCCAAAAAAGAAAGUAAUAAAAACUUAAAUUCUUUGUACCAGUUAAAACUAUGUAUAAAAUUUACAUCUGUGCAGUGGAGUUAUGUUCUAGAACAGUCUCUGAGGCUUUAGUUUAGCUUAGUAGAUUAACUGUUAGAGACAGACGUAUAAUUUUUAUGGAAUUACAUGAUAAUCAUAUCUGGAUUUAUAGUCGCAUUUUACAAGUAUCGCAAUCAUUGAAUAGAGAUAAUCAUGGUAUUUUCAUCAGCUUGAUACUUUUUGAAAACAUGACUGCGCUGUGAGCAACUUGCAAUUUUUCAGUCUGUGAGAGCCUGCCCUUCCCUCUCCCCCGUGCCCCAGGGUUAUCAUAAACUGGUUAUCUUUAUUUCUAUUGCCAAGGCCCAGCAAUUGUCAUAAGGAAGCAAACACAAGACAAAAACAAAACAAACAAACAAACAAAAAAAACUAGAACCAUCCCCACCAUCCCCAAAGAAGAGUGUCUGCCCCAUCCUUUCUCGGAGCAGGGCCAGAGCAGCACAGUCGAAAAAUUGCAGCUUGCGAGAUUUUCUUCUGUUUGAAUCCCCCCCAUGUUGUCCUGUUUACAAGUUAACCUAAGUUGGGGUAUCUGUCAUGGGUCUUCCUGUUUUGUAUUUAAAUUCUAAAAUAUCAGCAAGCUGUUCCCUGAGUAGUGUUACUGCCUGUGUGUGCGGUGCCGGCCCCACGGCACGCACUUUAGUAAGUUAUCAACUCACGCUGUGAACCUGCCAAUCUGCUGUAACAACUCUGCUUUAAAAUCAAAACCAAACAAAACUUUAAAAAGAAAAAAAAAAGUGUUUGUGAUCCAGCUUUUCCUCGUCGUCCUACGUGCAUGCCCGUAAGAUCGGUUGGAUAUUAAACCAUCAAUAAAGUCUCAUGAGAUUUGAAAACAAAGUUUUUGUAGCUUCGAUAUCUAAGACAGGUGAUCAUGGUUUGGGAGAGAAAGAAAAGCAAAGGGCGAGGAGGGGAAGGGAGAGAAACUGCUGAACUGGUGAGAAGAGAAACUGGUCUUCCACCAGACCUCUUUGAGUAGGGAGAGACGGGUCCAGAGGGAACCGUUUGACAACAUCACGUUCCCACUACCCUGGCUUGCUACAGUGUGCACCUGGUUGAUGUUAUCCAAGGCAACAAUUUAUCACGAUGCUGUAGCAUUCAACCCCAGAUGGGGUCAAGAUAGUAAUAGAAAAAGGGGCUGCAAAAAGAUCAACAGACUCCUCCCAGUCGCCCCAGCUUUUCAAGCCCAGAACCUGCAUUGUGUAUGAAAUCACAAACAUGGAAUUCUUACUGUGCUGGCUAAAGUAAAACUCAUUUGCGGUUUUGAUUUCCAUCAAUGAACUGUACUUUCCCCUACGAUCGUAUGUAGUUUUAAUAAAAAUCAUUUAGAGCAAGUGGGUGCCAACCGAUGUCGCAGAACCUUUUGUCUAGGCACUCCGCUGAGCUGCCGAUAAGUCGUUUUAAACUGUCAUGUCAGAGGUGUAAACAAACAUUUUGGAUUUUUUAAAACAACAGUAUUUAUUUGGAAUGUUUUCAUUUAUCUAAAUAACUAUUGCUAUUAUGAAUUAUGGAAAAAAAGAUUAAUGUGGCAUAUAGUGACUUCUUAACACACAUCACUCAAUCUGCAAACCCAGAAAAUGUGUAUAUCUGUCUUUAGAAAUUAGUGUUUAUAUCACUUACAGUGGUUUGUGAAUAAAGAAAACUGGUUUGUAAUAUCAAAAAAAUAAAAGCUUAGUCUGAAAAGGUA